AAAGCAUUAUAGAAUUCAUAGAAUGCAACCCUUCAGUCGGCACCUAUUAUUAAAGACCUACUGCGUGACAGGCACUAUGCUGAGCUCAGGAGAUGGAGCAGGAAUGCAACAGACACAGUCCUUGUCCCACUUCUAGUGUAAGAUGAAGGACAUGGAAAGAGAGCAAAUGAGUAUAUCCUGACAAGCUGCCCAGUGUUAUAGGGAAAAGAGAGGAUAACGGGGGUCCCAGUUUAGAGUAGGGAGUGGGUGGGAAAGCCACUCUGAGGAAGGGACAUUUAUGCUGAGACCAGGGAGAAGGAUAGAAGAGGCCUGGCCUAGGCAGAGGGAGUGGCUCAUGGGAAGGCCGGGAGGUGACUGAGCUCAUUUUAGCUGGAGCUGGGGUAGGGGAGAGACAUCCCAAGGAGGUGCAGGCCACUUUCCGUGGGUCACAUCAGCUGUGCCAAGGAUUCUGCAUUUUGCUUGGAGUCACAGGAAGCCACGUAGAGAGCACACGGGUCUGAUUUACGUUCUUCAAAGACCUCUCUGGCUUUGGGGUGGGUAGGGAGGGGAUGGCCGGGAAUUCUAAAGGGGUAGCGGACUUGGUGAAUAAGGCAGUGCCGUGGUCCAGGUGAGAGGUGAUGAUGGACGGGAGUAGGGUGGCCACAGUGGAGGGGCGAGAGGUAGGUGGAUUCCUCAUGUGCCAUCUCCAAGCCCUGCUGAUGGAGGACAUGUGGGCGGACACCACAGACCACACGGAGCUCUGAUGUGAACAACCGGGUGCCAUUUUCAGAGUUGAAGAUGUUAGGAAAGAGCAGGCUUGUGGGAGGCAGACGGGCUAUUUUGAGUUUGAGAUGCCUUUUGCACAUCCAGAGAUGUCAGAAGGUCAGUGAGAUAUGAGUCUGAAGCUCUAGAGAAGUGGGGUCUGGGAUUCCUGUAACAGAAUGGUGAUAGUAGAUAUUAAUUCUGAGCACUUAACGAUGGGUCAGGCCCAGUGCUAAAUGCUUUACAAGCCUAUCAUUAAAUCCCUGGAAAGUGGUACCACUGUAUUAUACUCAUUUUAUAGACAAGGGCAUUGAGGGAGACAGAGCUUGAAUGAUUCUCCUAAGAUCACACAGCCAGUGGGCUGAAACCCAGCAUUUGAAUUCCAGAACCCAUGCUCUUAGUCAAUUCAGCAUAUGGCCUCAGUCAUUGACUCAGUUAACAAAUAUUCAUUGGGUGCUUACUAUGUGCUAGGUUUUGUUUUCCUAGGCCCUGAAAAUACCAAACAAUACCUGCCCUCAAAGAAUUUACACCCUAUGAGGAAACAGGUAUAAGCAAUAUAAACAGGCCAGGCCUGUGGCUCACACCUGUAAAUCUCAGCACUUUGGAAGGCCGAGGCAGGUGGAUCACUUGAGGCCAGGAAUUUGAGACCAGCCUGGGCAACAUAGCAAAACCCCAUCUCUACAAAAAUUGCAAAAUUUAGCUGGGUGUGGUGGUGCACACCUGUAGUCUCAGCUAUUUAGGAGGCUGAAGUGGGAUGGCCAUUUGAGCCUGGGAGGCAGAGACUGCAGUGAGCCGAGAUCACACCACUGCAUUCCAGCCUGGGCAACAGAGCAAGACCCUGUCUCAAAAAAGAAAAAAAAAAAGCAGGGAGGGUGGGGAGCAAGCAGAUCGGUGUGAACCAUCAGGGGCCAGCCUUGUUGGAGCCUUAGAACCAGAACUAGAAGGAGGAGGGGAUCAGGGGGCAGGAGGACAGAACGUGCAGGGCCUUUUCAUCACCAAACUUUGGCUCUUAUUCUUUGAUGUGAAGCCAGUGGAGGGUUUUGGGCAGAGGAACAACGUGAUGUGACUUAGGUUUAGCAGGGUCACUCUGGCAGCUGUGUUAAAAAUACCCUGGGAAGCGGGGCAAGCGGCAGAUGCAUGGAGCACCCACAGUGAGAAGGCCACAGCAGGCAUCCAGCACCUGCCAGGAGAACAGGCAGUGGCAGUGUGACCAAGAACCAUGCCUGGUGGAUCCAGACAUGAUCAAAGCCAUCAACCAGGGCAACUAUGGCUGGCAGGCUGGGAACCACAGCGCCUUCUGGGGCAUGACCCUGGAUGAGGGCAUUCGCUACCGCCUGGGCACCAUCCGCCCAUCUUCCUCGGUCAUGAACAUGCAUGAAAUUUAUACAGUGCUGAACCCAGGGGAGGUGCUUCCCACGGCCUUCGAGGCCUCUGAGAAGUGGCCCAACCUGAUUCAUGAGCCUCUUGACCAGGGCAACUGCGCAGGCUCCUGGGCCUUCUCCACAGCGGCUGUGGCAUCCGAUCGUGUCUCAAUCCAUUCUCUGGGACACAUGACGCCUGUCCUGUCGCCCCAGAACCUGCUGUCUUGUGACACCCACCAGCAGCAGGGCUGCCGCGGUGGGCGUCUCGAUGGUGCCUGGUGGUUCCUGCGUCGCCGAGGGGUGGUGUCUGACCACUGCUACCCCUUCUCGGGCCGCGAACGAGACGAGGCUGGCCCUACGCCCCCCUGCAUGAUGCACAGCCGAGCCAUGGGUCGGGGCAAGCGCCAGGCCACUGCCAGCUGCCCCAACAGCCAUGUUAAUAACAAUGACAUCUACCAGGUCACUCCUGUCUACCGCCUUGGCUCCAACGACAAGGAGAUCAUGAAGGAGCUGAUGGAGAAUGGCCCUGUCCAAGCCCUCAUGGAGGUGCACGAGGACUUCUUCCUAUACAAGGGAGGCAUCUACAGCCACACGCCAGUGAGCCUUGGGAGGCCAGAGAGAUACCGCCGGCACGGGACCCACUCAGUCAAGAUCACAGGGGAGAAAACUGAGACUCAGAAAGAGAAAGGACUUGCCCUGGGUCGAACUGAAGAUGGGGAGAGGAGACGCUGCCAGAUGGAAGGACGCUCAAAUACUGGACUGCGGCCAACUCCUGGGGCCCAGCCUGGGGCGAGAGGGGCCACUUCCGCAUCGUGCGCGGCGUCAAUGAGUGCGACAUCGAGAGCUUCGUGCUGGGCGUCUGGGGCCGCGUGGGCAUGGAGGACAUGGGUCAUCACUGAGGCUGCGGGCACUACGCGGGGUCCGGCCUGGGAUCCAGGCUGAGGGCCGGCGGAAGAGGCCCCAAUGGGGCGGUGACCCCAGCCUCGCCCGACAGAGCCCCGGGCGCAGGCGGGCGCCAGGGCGCUAAUCCCGGCGCGGGUUCCGCUGACGCAGCGCCCCGCCUGGGAGCCGCGGGCAGGCGAGGCUGGCGGAGCCCCCAGACCUCCCAGUGGGGACGGGGCAGGGCCUGGCCUGGGAAGAGCACAGCUGCAGAUCCCAGGCCCCUGGCGCCCCCACUCAAGACUACCAAAGCCAGGACACCUCAAGUCUCCAGCCCCACUACCCCACCCCACUCCUGUAUUUUUUUUUUUUUUUUUUUUGACAGGGUCUUGCUCCGUUGCCCAGGCUGGAAUGCAGUGGCCCAUCAGGGCUCACUGUAACCUCCCACUCCUGGGCUCAAGUGACCCUCCCACCUCAGCCUGUCAAGUAGCUGGGACUACAGGUGCACCACCACACCUGGCUAAUUUUUGUAUUUUUUGUAAAGGGGGGGGGGGUCUCACUAUGUUGCCCAGGCUGGUCUCGAACUCCUGGGCUCAAGCGGUCCACCUGCCUCCGCCUCCCAAAGUGCUGGGAUUGCAGGCAUGAGCCACUGCACCCAGCCCUGUAUUCUUAUUCUUCAGAUAUUUAUUUUUCUUUUCACUGUUUUAAAAUAAAACCCAAGUAUUGAUAACUA
Messenger RNA from Pongo pygmaeus (Bornean orangutan), 3714 nucleotides. RefSeq names its product tubulointerstitial nephritis antigen like 1 (gene TINAGL1). The transcript has 11 exons. Gene Ontology annotation, molecular function: cysteine-type peptidase activity. Bases 1875 to 3044 code for a protein of 389 amino acids. Lineage: Eukaryota; Metazoa; Chordata; Mammalia; Primates; Hominidae. The record is from RefSeq and is a predicted model, not a curated record. Gene Ontology annotation, biological process: proteolysis.